AUGACUGGCGAUCAGCGAGCAGUGCAGAGCGCCGCUGCUAUUGAGCGUGGUUACGUAAAGCUGUUGGACUGUUCACUGUUAUUGGAAAAGGAAAUAGAGAAGUAUUACCUGCGCGAGGAGGCGGCUAUUCGUGAACGUGUCUUGCUACUCGAUCAGAUUCAGAGUACGAUUGCGGACGAGCGGCGGUGUCUUGAGAUCGACCAUCAGGAGUGCCGCUCACAGAUCAGCGCGGCUCGAAAGAGCCACCUGACGCUUCAGUGUGACCAGACGAAAUUCUCGCAGUUGGUGAGCCGCACGGGGUCUGUGCUGGAAAAGGAGGAGCGGCAAUUGGAGGAGCGACUCUCGUGGGUGAAUGAGCGUCUCUGUGAGGAGACGCGGGAGCUGGAGCUUCUUGCGGAGCGACAAAGCCGGUUUGAGAGGGAUGAGCGGGCAAUGGAGCGUCGCGAACUUCAGCAGUUCAACGCGGAGCAGAGCCUGGAAAAGGCGAUGCGAGAGCUCAAAACGCUCGAGAGCGAGAUUGAGGAACGGAAGCGGGCACUAGAAAAGAAGCAUGAAACCAUCUCGGAGUGGAAUCGCUCACUAGAGAGCCGUGAGAAGGAACUGGCACGCUGCCAGGAGGAUUUUAGAGAAGAUUUGAAGCGACUUGAGGAGGAUGAAAAAUAUUUUGGCGUUUAUAACAGUUCCAGUAAUGUGGUCUCUGUGGUUUCCCAGCGGGAGGUCAUGGAUGACCAUAACAUGACAAUUGAGAAGGAGACUCAGUGUGAGGAGAUUGAUGUGGAAGACGAGGAGGAUCACACAGAAUGA
Trypanosoma cruzi is the source of this 804-nucleotide messenger RNA. RefSeq lists its product as uncharacterized. The record is from RefSeq and is a predicted model, not a curated record. NCBI's taxonomy places the organism in Eukaryota, Euglenozoa, Kinetoplastea, Trypanosomatida, Trypanosomatidae. The transcript has a single exon. Bases 1 to 804 code for a protein of 267 amino acids.